Molecule: messenger RNA, 291 nt
Organism: Plasmodium inui San Antonio 1
Lineage: Eukaryota; Apicomplexa; Aconoidasida; Haemosporida; Plasmodiidae
Exons: 2
Coding region: 1-291 (96 amino acids)
Source: RefSeq, a predicted model, not a curated record
AUGACACAAAACAAUAUCUUCAGAAUCCCGCGAGGAGACAGCAUCAUAAACAAUUCCGCGGAAGAGGAAUAUCCUCAUAAAGAAAAAUGCCUCUCAAAAAGAUUCCUUCGCGGUUAUAUGGUAAAAGGAAAAGCCAUCUUUAUGAGACACCCAGAAAAAAAUAUCAUCGAUAUAACGCAAAGAAACCAUCUCUAUAAGGAUGACGAGCGAAAGAAUAUAUUAAAAAUACAACGCGGUAAGAUGAAUCUUCAGGAAAAAAGGUGCCCCACAAGGGAGGAUACCUCAGAAUGA